This is a messenger RNA of Ceratitis capitata (Mediterranean fruit fly), 1054 nucleotides long. RefSeq names its product prenylated Rab acceptor protein 1. The coding region runs from base 132 to 716 and encodes 194 amino acids. The record is from RefSeq and is a predicted model, not a curated record. Gene Ontology annotation, cellular component: Golgi apparatus. The transcript has 5 exons. NCBI's taxonomy places the organism in Eukaryota, Metazoa, Arthropoda, Insecta, Diptera, Tephritidae.
GAUUUGUCCAAUAUUGUGUAUCUCACGUUAAACGUGUACGACAACUGUUAACGUUAGGUUAAUGCGAACAUUAGUAGAAUUCGCUAGAUCGAUGUCAAGAAAAUAACAACAUAAAAACGAUAUUACAUAAAAUGUCUGCAGCAGAUGAAGUUAAAGUGGAUAUUAGCGGGGACAUGAAUGUUCCCCAUGAGCGACCGAAGUCUAAUUUUGAUCUUAGCAGUUUCAGUUUUCAAAAAAUACCAAGUCCACUGGAACUUCUACAGAUUACUCGAAAAUAUAUACGACCAUGGUCAGAAUUCGUGAACACGGCUAAUUUUAAAACUGCAGCAAGUAUGCCACGUCUUACAAGCAGAUUUGUACGGAAUCUCAGCUAUUUCCAAAGCAACUACAUAUUUAUAUUUGUAAUACUGAUGAUUUAUUGCCUAAUUACAUCACCAUUGAUUCUGUUGGUUUUGGCUGCUGCGGCUUAUGCCAGUCAUAGAAUAAAUAAAGCUCAAGUGCCCGUUAAUAUCUUCGGACACCAACUGGGUACAAAUCAGCAAAUUAUGGCGGUAAAUUUGGCCUCUAUGCCCAUAUUGUAUAUAGCAGGUGCUGGUGCUGCAUUGUUUUGGACAUUGGGAGCUUCCUGCUUUGUAAUCUCAAUACACGCCGUAUUCUAUAAUAUUGAUGCAAUUGUAACAGAAGAAAAUGAGGGCUUUCUCGCAGAAGUUGUUUAAUCAAGACCAAAACCCAGUGUCUGACUAAUAGAUACCCCGAUCGACUAUAUCGAGAAAGAACGUUUUGUAUCUUACAAAAUAAAUAUUUAUCUACACAUUUAUUAUUUAUCCAGUGUACAGAAAUUCACUUUUCAUACGUUUCUUAUUAUUAUAUUAUAUAUACUUUAUAUAUAAUAUAUAUAUAUAUACAUCAUUUUUUCCAACCUUUGAGCUUGCCGAAAUUUUUUUAAAAGUUUGUUAAAGCAAUAAAUUCCUUAGGAAAAUACUUCACUAAAUUUUAUUCCACAAAGUAAUAUGAAGCUUAAGAUUUGCAUAAUAAAAUUAUUAAAUAAACACAA